Molecule: messenger RNA, 2561 nt
Organism: Amborella trichopoda
Lineage: Eukaryota; Viridiplantae; Streptophyta; Magnoliopsida; Amborellales; Amborellaceae
Gene: ABCB28
Product: non-intrinsic ABC protein 8
Biological process (GO): oligopeptide export from mitochondrion
Cellular component (GO): mitochondrial inner membrane
Molecular function (GO): ABC-type oligopeptide transporter activity; ATP binding; ATP hydrolysis activity
Source: RefSeq, a predicted model, not a curated record
ACCACACCCCUGAAUAAUUGGCCUGGCUGAGCCCAUCAAAACUAUGUGCAUGUAGAAAGAAAGAAAAGCUAAGUACCAUUAUUGCCCCUCCCAUGGCUUCUGCAAAUCUCUACCUCCAAACCUUAAACCAUUUCAAGCCCAAUUCCCUUUCUCCAUGUCCAAAAGUACCCCCCUUCCCCUUUUUUAAACCUUAUCAAAGAACCUCAAGAUUACACUGUCUGAACAGAGCUAAUUCUAAGGUUUUGAGGUCAAGGACUUCAACAAAUGGAAACGCUAGAAUCAUGGGUGCUUUUAUAUCUCCUCCUGCUCCAGACCCAUAUACCAGAGGUUUUGAAAGUGGGGGUUUUGCAGAGCAAAGUUAUUUGGGGGCUAAAGCUGCUCCUCCAUUGAGUUGGGGUCUUAUUGGGACUUUGUUGAUUAAGCACAGGCUGAGAAUUGCAGUUUCAGUUGUUUCUUUAUUGGGUUGUACGGCAUGUAUUCUUUCCAUGCCUUUGCUUUCUGGAAAAUUUUUUGAGGUACUUAUUGGGAAGAGGCCGGAGUCUUUAUGGGACGUGCUCACUAAAGUGGGAGUUUUGUAUAUUUUAGAGCCAAUUUUCACUAUUAUUUUUGUCAUAAACAUGAACACUAUGUGGGAAAAGGUGAUGAAAGCCUUAAGAGUUCGAAUUUUUGGGAGGAUAUUGGUUCAGAAGGUAGAGUUUUUCGAUAGAUACAAGGUCGGUGAGCUAACAGGACUGCUGACCUCUGAUUUGGGUUCUCUGAAAGAUGUUGUUAGUGAAAAUAUUUCAAGGGAUCGUGGAUUUAGAGCUUUUUCUGAGGUUAUGGGAACAAUAUGCAUACUUUUCUCGCUAUCAAUCCAACUUGCUCCUGUUUUGGGCCUGCUGAUGCUAUCUGUGUCGGGUUUUGUAGCUAUGUACAAGCGUUCAACUGUACCUCUCUUCAAAGCUCAUGGACUGGCUCAGGCUCGCAUUUCUGAUUGUGCAACUGAAACAUUUUCUGCUAUUCGUACUGUGAGAUCCUUUAGUGGUGAGAAACGACAAAUGUCGAUGUUCAUUAAUCAGAUUCUUCCUUACAAGAUCAGUGGAAUGAAACUUGGAAUCCUGAAGUCUGCAAAUGAAUCACUGACCAGAGUCAUGGUCUAUAUAUCUUUGAUGGCUUUAUAUUGCCUCGGUGGAAGCAAAGUAAAAGCAGGGGAGCUUUCUCUUGGAACCAUGACCUCUUUCAUUGGGUACACAUUCACUCUAACCUUUGCAGUACAAGGAUGUGUUAACACACUAGGAGAUCUGCGUGGAACACUUGCAGCUGUAGAACGAAUUAAUUCUGUAUUAACUGGGUCUGAAAUUGAUGAAUCAUUGGCUUAUGGUCUGGAAAGAGAUGCCCAAAGAGGAAGCCUGGAUAUUGGUAAUCUUGGUUCCUUAUACAAGGAUGGUGAAUACCUUCAAAGUCCAAUCACACAUUAUAGGUUGGAGAAAACAACCUCCAGUGGCUACCAUCUUGCUUGGUCUGGUGAUGUUUGUCUUGAAGAUGUGUACUUCUCUUAUCCAUUGAGAUCUGAUGUCGAUGUCCUCAAUGGUCUGAACCUAACACUAAAAUGUGGGACCAUAACAGCUCUUGUGGGUCCGAGUGGUGCUGGGAAAAGCACAAUUGUGCAGCUUUUGGCGCGCUUUUAUGAGCCAACCAAAGGUCGCAUAACAGUGGGUGGAGAAGAUGUCCGGGCAUUUGAUAAAAGUGAGUGGGCCCGAGCUAUCUCAAUAGUGAAUCAGGACCCCAUCUUGUUUUCAGUGUCGGUUGGAGAAAAUAUUGCAUACGGGUUGCCAGAUGAGGAUGUCUCUAAGGAGGAUAUUGUGGAGGCUGCAAAAGCUGCAAAUGCACAUGAUUUCAUAAUCUCUCUUCCGCAGGGCUAUGACACACCAGUUGGUGAACGUGGGGGCUUGUUGAGUGGAGGGCAGAGACAGAGAAUAGCCAUUGCUAGAGCUCUCCUCAAGAAUGCCCCGAUUUUGAUACUUGACGAGGCCACCAGUGCCUUAGAUGCAGUGAGUGAAAGAUUAGUCCAAGGUGCUCUAAACCAUCUAAUGAAAGGGAGAACCACGCUGGUCAUUGCCCACAGGCUAAGCACUGUCCAAAAUGCACACCAGAUUGCUCUAUGUUCACAAGGAAAGAUUACGGAGCUUGGGAGCCACUCCGAGUUGCUAGCCCUUAAGGGUCAAUAUGCUUCUUUGGUUGAUACACAGAGGCUUGCUUUUGAAUGAUGAUGGCUGUGUCGGCUUAUAGUUCUUAAUGGAACAAGGCAUGUAUCGGUAAUAUUGGCAUCGGUGUCGGCUUAUAGUUCUUAAUGGAACAAGGUAUGUAUCAGUAAUAUUGGCAUCACCUGUGGCUUUCUUUUUUGUGUUUCAUUUUUCACUAUGUGUAGAAAUAGCUUAGUUUCUUUGAAUUCUUCUUACUAUGCAAGCACGGGUCUAUGCAUGUACCCACCGAUUGUAUUAGUUUGGAAGAAAUUUAAAAUAUGUGUAAUAGACAUUCAUUGAGUUACGAUAUAAUAUUUACAGAAUUCAUCAUUACAAACA